Actinia tenebrosa (Australian red waratah sea anemone) is the source of this 3443-nucleotide messenger RNA. Its product is annotated as transcription factor CP2. Gene Ontology annotation, molecular function: DNA-binding transcription activator activity, RNA polymerase II-specific; RNA polymerase II cis-regulatory region sequence-specific DNA binding. The record is from RefSeq and is a predicted model, not a curated record. Gene Ontology annotation, biological process: regulation of transcription by RNA polymerase II. NCBI's taxonomy places the organism in Eukaryota, Metazoa, Cnidaria, Anthozoa, Actiniaria, Actiniidae. Gene Ontology annotation, cellular component: nucleus.
UGACAAAUUCCUUGUGCCAGUUGGUCGAUGGAAGAAGUUGUUUUGCUUUCGUUUUCAUCACAUGUAGCGCUCUUUUCUUUCUUCCACAAGGUCCAAAACUAAGCGUUUCCGCCUCUCCAAUGCUCAUGGAACUCUUUGAAUCCUAUUAAUGCUUGUCUACAGUUCAAAAUGGCUGGUAAUCCAAGCUGGAACAUGGACGAUCUCAAUGUGGAGGGUGGACUGUCAACUGAUUUAUUCAACCUUUCUGGAUUAGGAAAUGAUAUUAGUAGUGCUGACCCAGGGGCUUACAAAAUGAGUGAAGUGCUCGAUUUACCCAUUUUCAAGGAAAAUUCCCCUGUGUUUGGAGACCUGGCAGACACAACAUCCGACAACCAUCAAAUUCAGCCUGUUGUAAAGCAAGAGAAACACAUGAUUUCCUGCAACCAUUCCAGUACUCCAAACAAAACUGCUCGCCUGUUUGAUUCCUGCAGCUUUUAUCAUACAUUGGCUGCACCAACAGCACCUGGAAAGAAGAUGGGAGAAGACACUUUGACAUACCUGAAUCAAGGUCAGUCAUAUCUUGUGGAACUCAAGUACCUUGGUGAUUUGUCAAGAUUUGAAGGCUGCUUGAUAAAGAGCAAAGUAAAACUGACUUUCUAUGAAAGAAAAGUUCAAAGACAAGAAGCAGAAAAAUUUGAAGAAUGGAGAAACAACAGACCUCUGGAAAGGAUAUUAGAAAUUGAUGUUCCGAUGUCCAAUGGGUUAAGCAACAUCAGAAGUGAAGGCCAUAGCACUAAUGCAUACACAUUUGAAUGGAAUCCAGAGAAAGACACUAAGUUAUAUAUCAUAAUCAAUUGUGUCAGCUCAGAGUUCACCAAAGGAAAAAGUGGAGGUGAGAGUGGAGUUCCUUUACAGCUACAGAUUGAAACACAGCUCCCAGAGUCUUCAUCCAAUAAUGGUCUAAUACACUGUGCAUGCUGUCAGAUAAAAGUAUUCAAGUCUAAAGGUGCUGACAGAAAACAUAAGAAUGAAAUGCAAAAACUGGAAAACAAAUCACAAGAUGAAAUUGGGCAGUUUCAAAUGUCAAACGAUGUCACACAUCUGAAGGAGAAACCAUUAGUGACAGAAGACGAUGAAACAUGGAUGACACCAAAACAAAUAUCACCUAGGUCCAUUGCCGUGGCAACCCCUGUGUCGUCACCUGGCUCAGCAAGUUUGUUAAGCACACCAAGUGCAGACUCACAAUGUGCUUCAGUUUCGUGCACUCUGGUAAAAGAACUCACAUCAAAAUCAUCUGUUGAAGAAACCAGGGCGUGGCUACAAGAGAAUCGAUUUGCUCACUACCUUAACAUGUUCACAAACUUCACUGGUUCUGAUCUGCUAAGAUUAUCGCGAGACGACACAAUACAACUACUCGGUCCUGCUGAUGGUAUUCGAUUGCAUAAUGCUCUUCAAUCAAGAGCAACGCGUCCUUUGCUAACCAUAUACAUCUCCCUGGAAUCAACUCAACAAGACUCGGGGAUGAAGGAAUACCAUGGGGUGUACCUAGAGGCUUUAACAGUGAACCACUUGACGAACAAGCUAGCAAAGAAGUGUAGCCUAGCAGACGAUCAAAUCGUAGCGAUAUAUAGGCAAGGCCCGACGGGUAUUUACAUUUUGGUCGAUGACCAGAUGAUCAGAAACUUCGGCGAUGAAGCUCACUUCGUAUUACAACUGUUAAGAGAGCGAGAUGGCAAUACUUAUCGAAUUAUUUUAAAGUAGAGAAAGAAAUACAAUAUUUAAAUUAUUGCUAAAUUUAUAGUAUAUUACCGAUGUAUGAAAUGCACUUACGCUGGGGUUUUGAGAAGAAAAAAGGUAGCGCGCGGCAUGUUCACGGUUCACAAGAGCCUUCCCCUGUUAAGCCAAUCAUAGCGCUGCACCGUCAUUGUCACGGAGCGACACAUUUCUACCUUAUUUUCAAAAUUAAUAGAGCAGAUAUCGUUUAACUAUGAGAAACGUUACGUUAGAGCAAUUUUCGUUUGACUGUGAAAAGCUCACGGCAUGAACACUACGGACGUGACACGGCAAGGCAUACGGCACCAGACCUUGAAUCACAUUGCUCGAGAAUUUACUCAAUCAAAUGCCCGAAACACGGCAUGAACACGGCGUAAACACCGGUCACAGCAAUGUCACGGCACUGCCAGACCAAUUACAUUGCGCGUGAAAAAAUCAGCCAAUUAAGGCACACAUACAGCACCGACUUUAUCACAGUCGUACGAAAACUGCUCUUUGCAAGUGCUGUUCCGUGACCGUGACGGUAACGUGUUCGAGCGUUUUGAUUGGCCAGUAUUAAUUUCUCUCUAGCAUGACCGCGCUGUGCAGUGAUUUUCAUCGUCAUUCAAAAAGUACUCUAUCUGCUCUAACCUUGUAUUGUCUGGUUUGCCUGGCUUGCCUCUAGGCGCCUUACGUUCGUGAUAAUGGUUUAGGCCGAGGGAACAACGUGCGCACAGUCAGCUGUAGUGAUAAUAGGCGGCUUAACCUUUUUACUGUUUUGUUGAAUUUGGCUGCUCUCACUUCAAGAAUUAUAAUACCAUUUGCCUGUUUUUGGUCUUUUCCCGCCAGUUCGCACUAAAAUGCAAAUGAGACUGUUUUACAUCAAGCCUAUUAGUAUUGCAUCACACACUUGACAAAAAUUUCAACUUAUUAUUUUAUUUUUGUGAUGUUUUGGUUUUCAAAACCGCUACAUUUGGCUACUAAUGGUCUAAUUAAGUAUCACUAAUAAACCAUUAGUAGCUCAGCCUAUCAGAGCGCAGGAUUUGUGAUAGACCAUUGGUAGGUUUAUACAAAUGCUCGGAAACACAACGCUCUGAAAAUAAGAUAACAAUAUUGUUCCUCAUAAAGCACCAUGCUAUAUAUGAUACAAGCAGUAGAAGAGUUGCAGCACUUUUAAAAGAAACAAUAUGCGAAUGGAGGCCAAAAAAAUAUUCCCAAGAUGGCGGAGAUGACUUCACUUUGUAGACCACUUGCAGUAAAACCAUGAUACUGACAAACAGUAGUUAUUUGAUUAAUGAUUAAUAGAGUGAUUUUAUUUAACCCGUGAAAAAAUAGUACGCAUGACAGUUAGAAGUAGACUGUAAACCCAUUACUUUCUUUUUAUCACCUCUAACCAUCUUUCUUUCACGGGUUAAAUAAAAGCACUAUAGUUACUAUCACUCAACCAGAACAUUCACUACACAGAGAAACACACAUGAGACCAUUUGUGUCUUGGAGUAAUGAAUGUUCUGGUUGAACAACUCCCAGUAUUAGUUACUAAAUAGCUACUAUUUCUCAGUAUCAACUCUGUUUUCUUGUUUUUACUGCAUGUGCUCAACAAGGUGGCUCUUGUUCAGUAUGUAAUUAGGUAAUAAUUGAAAGAUUUACUUGAAAAACAAAUGUAACAUUGAAAACUAGAGAUAAUAAAGUCAGAAUACGUCAUAACCGCAAAA